Molecule: messenger RNA, 4895 nt
Organism: Hyaena hyaena (striped hyena)
Lineage: Eukaryota; Metazoa; Chordata; Mammalia; Carnivora; Hyaenidae
Gene: ZNF35
Product: zinc finger protein 35
Exons: 4
Coding region: 206-1786 (526 amino acids)
Source: RefSeq, a predicted model, not a curated record
GCACCGGUAGGCGCGGGCCGUCUGUUCCAGCCUAUGUUCUGCUACGGAGUCCGCGAGCUCUGGCCAGGCCUUUUCGCGGUGCACGUAGACAGAAUCAUCCUGGCCCUGAGAAGAAACUCAAGAAGAAGAAACUUAAAGAUUAGAUGGGGCUUGACCUCUGCUGGGCAUCCCCCAGCUAUAAGAGUUCCCCUCCUGAGCAGAGAAGAUGACCGCAGAACUGAGAGAGGCCAUGGCCUUAGCCCCCUGGGGCUCAGUGACCGUGAAAAAGGAGGAAGAGGAGGAAGAAAACUUCCUAGGUCAGGCAUCUAGCCAUGUACACUCUGAGAACAUCAAAGUCUGGGCUCCUGGGGAAAGUCCCCAGACAGACCUUGCUUUAUCAGAACAGGAGGAGAAGGAUCCAAACAUGUUCUGGAACAUGGCUGUAGUCCUGAAAGCAACACAGGAGGCAUCUGCGGCCUCAGCCCUUGGCACCUUCUCAUUAUCAGGGACUCUGGCCAAGAGUGAGAGACUGGAGACACAUGGGAACAUGACUUCUCUAGGUGCAGAAACCAAGAACCCACAGUUACUGGUUCCAAAAACUGAGAUAUGUGAUGAAGCAGAAAAACCCUUCAUAAUACCAGGAAGCAUCCAGAAAGUUAAUCCUCAAGGACCUGAGUUAGGAGAAGCCUGUGAAAAAGGGAACAUGUUAAAGAAGCAGAGGAUCAAGAGGGAAAAGAAAGAUUUCAGAGAAGUGACAGUGAAGGACUGUCACGUACCUGACAGCUUCAAAGUAGAGGGAGACCAGAAAUGUCUGGAAUCUGGGGAAAGGUAUAGCCUUAGUUCUAGCUCUGUUAAAAAUCAGAAAAGCCAGCCUGGACAGAAGCCUUUUACGUGUAGUGUGUGUGGAAAAGGCUUUAGUCAGAGUGCAAACCUUGUAGUGCAUCAGCGAAUCCACACAGGGGAGAAGCCCUUUGAAUGUCAUGAGUGUGGGAAGGCUUUCAUUCAGAGUGCAAACCUUGUGGUGCACCAGCGAAUCCACACUGGACAGAAACCGUAUGUUUGUUCAAAAUGUGGGAAAGCCUUCACUCAGAGUUCAAAUCUGACUGUACAUCAAAAAAUCCACUCCUUAGAAAAAACUUUUAAGUGCAGCGAAUGUGAGAAAGCCUUCAGUUACAGCUCACAACUUGCUCGGCACCAGAAAGUCCACAUUACAGAAAAAUGCUACGAAUGUAAUGAGUGUGGGAAAACGUUCACUCGGAGCUCCAACCUCAUUGUCCACCAGAGGAUCCACACUGGGGAGAAGCCCUUUGCCUGUAAUGAUUGUGGCAAAGCCUUCACCCAGAGUGCAAAUCUUAUUGUGCAUCAGCGAAGCCAUACUGGUGAGAAGCCAUAUGAGUGUAAAGAAUGUGGAAAAGCCUUUAGUUGUUUUUCGCACCUUAUUGUGCACCAGAGAAUUCACACUGCGGAGAAACCUUAUGAUUGCAGCGAGUGUGGGAAAGCCUUCAGUCAGCUCUCUUGCCUUAUCGUGCAUCAGAGGAUUCACAGUGGAGAUCUCCCUUAUGUGUGUAACGAGUGUGGGAAAGCCUUCACAUGUAGCUCCUACCUGCUUAUUCAUCAGAGAAUUCAUAACGGGGAGAAGCCUUACACGUGCAACGAGUGUGGCAAGGCCUUCCGGCAGAGGUCGAGUCUCACUGUGCACCAGAGAACCCACACUGGGGAGAAGCCCUACGAGUGUGCCAGGUGUGGCGCGGCUUUCAUUUCUAACUCGCACCUCAUGCGACACCACAGAACGCACCUUGUCGAGUGACAAGUGCUUGUUACUCCAGGUGCUGAUCAUAAUCCACUGCCCCCUCAGUGAAUACAUCUUUGCCAUUUUGUUCCUCUAAAAAUGAGGCGCGCCGUGUUAUAAGUAGCAGUUUUCAAGAAUGCAGCACAGAACACAAGACAAGCGUUUCAGAGGCUGACUUAAAGAAAGUGAAAGCUAAGCAUCUAAAGGCAAGGACUGUGUUGUAAACUCUGCCCUCAGUAGUCCUGUUUGAAAUGGAAUGUGGCUUUCUUAAAAAUGGGUCAUGCAAAGCUAAGUGAUAAAGAUCCUGUUUGAGGAAAGGUAUUUUUAGCUUAAUUUUGUUUUUUGAACCUGCUAGUUUCUGAGCAACAGGCAGGUUAUUGGUAUAAGUCUGCCUGGUGGAAUUCUGAGCUUUGAACCUUGUAUUCUAGUAUUUGGGUUAAGCAGUGAUUAAUUAAGGAAACCACUUGGGGUAGCAAUUCACCAACAACUUACCUAUGAACACGUACUAGUUUUCCAUUCCUUAGGUAAUUUAAACAUUAAAAUCAAACAAACAAAAAACACCCUAUUAACUGUCUACUGCUCCUAAAAUGGAUAGAAGUAGGAAAGAGCUGUUUCUCUUACUAUCUAUGACUCGUGAACCUUGGUAGAGUAAAGCCCUGGGGACCUCUGACGAGUCUCUUCUUGACCAUUCCCCAGUCUGCAUGGCCAAGCACUUGAGGAUUGAUGGAGACCACACACGGGGGCCACAGAUGCACUGGGCUGUAUUCAUUUGCUAAGAUCAACAACUCUAAGUGACCCUAACUUCCAUUGCACUCCUAUCGGAGUAAGAUGCCUGUAACACUCCCCUUCCCAGAUAGAGGAGUCAAAGAAUAAAGCUUGCCAAGAGGCAUGCCCAUGUUGUCUAUGCUCAUUCUGCUUAGGCUCAGCCAGGGGUCUCAAUUUGGGUGUUAUUCUCACUUUCUGGCUGGUCUUUAGAAGAACUAAUGGAGUCCUGAUUCUGAGAGGGAAGAGGCAGAAUGGGACUCCUUAGGUCUUAAUUUGUUUUUUUUUUUUUUGAGAAGUUCAAAGGUAUUGGAAUGUGCAAACUUAGAAGGAUGAAGAAACUGGCUAAGGUAAGAUAAUCUUUGUUACCGUUGAGCCUUUAUUCUUAGUAAAAUGAUUUAUAAAACUAUGCAAUAGGUAGUUAUGUAAUAUUGCCUUGUAUUGAUACAGAAAUGAAUUCUUUAAAUUUGAUUACGCACCUUCAUGUAUAAAAACAAGAUUCCUAGCACUUCUCUCAUGCUUUCACAUAGAUCCUUACCUUAAUCCUUAGAACACUGCAAGAAUUGUUUGGUCCAUCUAUCUGAGAGUGGUCAAGCAGCAAAUAGCAGCCUGCAUUCAAAUCCAGGAUUUCAAUCUGGGUUCUCUUUGUUCUGCCAUGCUGUGUGUCUGACCACCUGUAAUCCUCACGUGGAUCUGUGCAGAGCUUGAGAAAGGGGUAUAUGGUCUCAUUUUCAGGUGAGGAAGCUGAGGUGACAGAUUUUGGGAUGUGCCUUAGGCAGAGUAACCAGUAAGCAGCAAAUCUGAGAGCGAUUUGAGUUUCCUAAGUUCUGGAUCUGUCUCUUCACCCCAUUCAGCAAGGAAGCGCAUAUCAUAAAUGCCCCGCCUGUUGAUAAGCAAUCUGGUGUGACUCUCAAUAGAAGUCCCACCAUUGGGACUCUUAAUGGCUCAUUUGUAUUUUACAGAGCACUUCCCGUGUACAGAAGGCAUACAUAUAAACAGGAAAGCUUGUUUAUUUUCUCUUCCCCUUUCCCUUCAAUCAUGGUGUUUUAUCAAAGCAUGUGCACCUUUUCCCAGUUGCACUGUCAGUCAUACACAACUAUGAGAAAUCAGUAGAACUCAAAAAUGAGAAUCAAAAAUGCUCAUGUCCUCACUGACCCUGACAGUCUCUAUUCUUGUCCCCUAGCUAGCAGUGGAGAGACCCAAGGAUAAGACCAUGUGCAUAAUAGGAACAAGCUUAGGUCUCCCCCCACCACACACACAGGAUCAGGAAGCCCAGAAGAGAGGGAGAGCAGGUCUGAAGAUUUGGGAUAAAUCAGUGACCUGGACCUAUCAAGAGACCAAAAGUACUUUCCUGAAAAGUACCAGCUGGGACUUAUGACCAUUGCGGCAGUUAAAUUGUUUUAGCUUCACAUCAUGUGUUCAUCCUCAUAACUGAAUGCUCAUCAUGGAUGAUUGUGAUUUCCUGGCUUAAGGUUGCUAUUCAUAGGCAAUACAGAAAAGGCUACUCAGGUGAUUGUGAGGUGAAGGUGAAGUUUGAUUUGGGAAUCAGACCCAACCUCGCAGUGAAACAGUGUUUUUUCACUUGGCUGCAUGUUAAAAUCACCUAGUGUGCUUAAAAAUUUCCAGUCCCAUAGCCAAGUAUUUUAGUUCUGGAGGGGAACCCAAUGUGUUGCCAAGGUAAUGGCCACUGUAGUCAAAUAAAGUCUGUAGGCCACAAAUACAUGUGAUCAAAGAUGGAGUGGGGAAGCCGUAGAAUAAAGGUCUGGAUGUGUAGACACACUAUAGUGUUCUGUGUGGUUUCAGCAAAACAAGAUGCUAACAAUAUUGGCUGUACUGGGUGUUCUGUACCUUGGCUGUGAGGAUUCUCUGACUGACUCUAUUUGUAUUUAAGUGAUACACUAUUUAUUUAUAUGAGCAAACUUAAGUUUUAUACAUACUUUUAUAUUCCUCAUUCAACAAAAUGACUUUUUACAUUUCUACUGUAUUUCAUCUCAAGGUCUGGAUUUCUACAAAUCUGCACCCAGGUUCAGGACCUCUAGUCCUUCACAAAUCAUGUGAGCCUAGUGGACCAGAUCUUUAUCCAAAUAACAACUCUUGCUUCCAAUUCAACUCCAGCCCUCAAAAUAAAUUACAGCCCUCCUUUUUCUGUAUGGUUUCUGAUAAAUGAGAAGGGACUACUCCUUUUUGACAGAGUUGGUUUAGGUUUUCCUUUUCCCAGAGGUCAGCUCCUUCUUUUGUUGUUAACUCUUAAGCCCUGUUUCUUAAGUUGUCAAGAGCUAUCAAAGAGCCAGACCAGCUGAUGGGUAUUAAGAGCCAAGAAGUCUAGGGGCACCUGGGUGGCUCAGUCUGUUAAGCGUCUGACUUC